AUGAAGACAAAGAGACACAGCAAACCACACUUGGCCUUCCCUGUUGCGAUAAUCUUUUCUUUGUGUUUGCGAACAAGCGCAAACCACACCGACUACCCGAGGGUUAUAAACACAACCUGGAAUUCUAUCGGCCAAAACCUAAAUGGAAGCCAGAACACACCAGAAGCCAAAACAAGCUCUCCUCUGAGCACCAAUUUCAGCAGCAAAACGGUUACUUUCGAAAUGCAGACGAGUACCCUCCAACCCUUAUCCUCCACAACGGCCCAAAAUUCAACACUGUUCCCUGCCACGAGUGCUGUUUCUGCCACAGCGGGACCUGGGAAUACCAGCAAACCCAAGGGUACCGUCACAAAAGAAACAUGUGAAGACAGUAAGUCUCUGAUACUGAUUUGCUUCGUUAUAAUAGCAGUACUUGUGCUUGUCUGCACCUUCUUGUUCCUGUCGACAGUCGUCAUAGCAAACAAAAUGUCGUAUCUCAAAAAAACUCAGCAAGGAAAGCGCCGGCCCAGGAGCAACGGCGAUAUUCUGGCAAGUAACAGCUUAUGGCCAACCGCAGCAGGAACGUGGCAGAGGAUGCCUAAGGAGACUGGAACUGACUUGAUAAUGCAAGAGUUAAUAUCAGGGAGAGAUACUGCGAUCCAAAGGAAAACCAAAGAUGGAACUACUGAGAAACUCACUAAUGAAACAGAUAACGAACAGGAAAGCAAAGCACCAAAGUCACACGAACCCAUUUUAACCAAUUUUGUAGUUGAGAUUUAG
Leptosomus discolor (cuckoo roller) is the source of this 759-nucleotide messenger RNA. RefSeq names its product ecotropic viral integration site 2A (gene EVI2A). NCBI's taxonomy places the organism in Eukaryota, Metazoa, Chordata, Aves, Leptosomiformes, Leptosomidae. The record is from RefSeq and is a predicted model, not a curated record. Gene Ontology annotation, cellular component: membrane.